Anisakis simplex (herring worm) is the source of this 327-nucleotide messenger RNA. NCBI's taxonomy places the organism in Eukaryota, Metazoa, Nematoda, Chromadorea, Rhabditida, Anisakidae. The record is from the annotation of a GenBank genome assembly.
AUGAUGUACGAUCAACCGGACUGGACAUGGACAAUGGCACUGGUCUAUAUUCAAUCUGUAGCGUUCACUUCCGGCCACACCAAAUAUGUUCCCGAUCCUAUUGAAGCUAAUAAGGCCACAAUAAUGUACGUGAUGUUCAUAUUCGUGUUGCACAUUUGGAUAUUGUCAUUUAUGACGUUAUUCGUGAACGCCAUCCUUACUCUAAUACGCAGCAUUUAUAUGACACAAUGGGCUGAGAUCACCGAUCAUCAGCUCAGUCAACUGGAGAGGAAAUUCGCUGAACGCAAACAACGUCGAAAACAUGACAAUCCCAAAUAUGAGAAUUAA